AGAUCUGUUACUCUUUCAAACUGGUAACCAAUUGAAUUCUUAAGGCUGUUUGGGGUUCUAUGGAAGAUAUGUCAGGAGAGAGCGUGGUGAGCACGGGGUUGCCUGCAGCUACGACCCGUACCACUUCGUUCAAAGGUUCCAGCCCCAGCUCGAAGUAUGUGAAGCUGAACGUGGGCGGCGCACUCUACUACACCACCAUGCAGACGCUGACCAAGCAGGACACCAUGCUCAAGGCCAUGUUCAGCGGCAGGAUGGAGGUCCUCACAGACAGUGAAGGCUGGAUUCUGAUCGACCGCUGUGGGAAACACUUUGGGACCGUCCUGAACUACCUGAGGGAUGGGGCGGUGCCCCUGCCAGACAGCCGGAGGGAGACAGAGGAGCUACUGGCGGAGGCCAAGUACUACCUGGUCCAGGGCCUGGCGGAUGAAUGCCAGGCCGCUCUGCAGAACAAAGACGCCUACGAGCCGUUCUGUAAAGUGCCCCUGGUGACAUCAUCUAAGGAGGAGCAGAGACUCAUCGCUACCUCUAACAAGCCAACAGUCAAGCUCCUGUACAACAGAAGCAACAACAAAUACUCCUACACCAGUAAUUCCGACGACAACAUGCUGAAGAACAUCGAGCUGUUUGACAAGCUGUCGCUGCGCUUCAACAACCGCGUGCUGUUCAUCAAGGACGUGAUCGGAGAUGAGAUCUGCUGCUGGUCCUUCUACGGGCAGGGCCGCAAGAUCGCAGAGGUGUGCUGCACCUCCAUAGUCUACGCCACGGAGAAGAAGCAGACCAAGGUGGAGUUCCCCGAGGCUCGCAUCUACGAGGAGACCCUCAACAUCCUGCUGUACGAGUCCCAGGACGGGCGUGGCCCCGACAACGCCCUCCUGGAGGCCACGGGGGGCGCCGCCGGACGCUCCCACCACCUUGACGAGGAUGACGAGCGCGACCGCAUCGACAGGGUUCGCCGGAUCCACGUCAAGCGGCCCGACGAUCGCACGCACCACCACCACCAGUGACUGCUGUCCUAUCAAGCAACAUCCCCCCCAGCCCUGCUCCCCCACACUCCAGGAGAGCACUCUGGUGCUGGACUGUCGCCUGUGCCUUACACCCCAUGCCUCUCUCUCUCUCUCUCUCCCCCACUCUCUCUCUCUCGUCCUACCACCCUCUAGAAGUUGGCUUGGUGAGAGGGUUCAAACUUAAACUGGUUUAAAGUGGUGAAUUCCCUUUUUUUGGUAGUUAUCUGAAAGUGUUUUAUUGUCUUGUGUGAAGAGGUAUCUAGAGGUGUGUCGCUGUUCUGUGUGUCCUAGCAGAGUCUUGAGGUCGUGUAUGCUAGUGUAUGGACCUGCAGUAUUUGUUUUUAAUAUGAAAAGGAUUUUAUGCAGUCAUGGCUCCAGUAGAAAUCAUUGUCAGUGUAUGUUUCUUUGUUUCCCUCCUUACAGCCUCGAUAAACAGCCAGAAAAAUAAGAGCCAUGCGAUAUGUGCAGUAGACAAGUCGGAUGUUUAUUGUCCAAUACUGUUUUGGUAUGUCAUACGUGCUGUCAUACAUGCUCAUUUGUUACUUAGUGUUAAGACACCUGAUCAUGGCAGGGAACCUGCUGUUCCAGAAAUCCCCACUAGGAGGCAGUGGUCUAUCAGAGGAUGGCAGCCUUCGACCAAGUAGUAUCCCUCAGGUCGUGGCCUCAUUUGAAUUCAUUCGUAUUGAAAUCACAAUGACAAUACCCAUUGUUGAAUAUGUCAGAUUUGGAGGUAAUGGAAGCUGUAGCCUAUUUCAGAGCCCCGUAAGACAUCUUUUUUUGAUGACUAUUUAAUUAAGUGUUCCUAAGUUCCUCGCAAGUGAUCAUUUCAAAGGUGAGAACCUGAGCUGUGGCAGGAGGUGUUGAAUGUUCCAGGGUGAUUGGAUGAUGGAGCCCAUGGCUGGAAUGAAUGAGUGAAACCAGACACCCCCCCCCCCCCCUCAGUGAAAGAGGCCUGUCUCCCAACAAGCUUUUAACAGCCAGAGGAAUUAGACCUGUCCCUCAUCAUAGCAGUCAUUAAGACGCGUGUACUAUGUCCACAAGCCAGAUGGAAAUGUGUGUCUUUUUAACGAACUUCGGUACUUCUAGAUAAAUCUGUUUCUACAAACAAACAUGCACACAGAAUAUUUUACAUAUACUGUAUUUAUACCAACAAUAAAGUAUUUAUACCAGCUA
Osmerus eperlanus (European smelt) is the source of this 2177-nucleotide messenger RNA. It is a transcript of the gene kctd10, whose product is annotated as potassium channel tetramerization domain containing 10. Gene Ontology annotation, cellular component: Cul3-RING ubiquitin ligase complex. The record is from RefSeq and is a predicted model, not a curated record. Gene Ontology annotation, molecular function: protein binding; ubiquitin-protein transferase activity. The transcript has 8 exons. Lineage: Eukaryota; Metazoa; Chordata; Actinopteri; Osmeriformes; Osmeridae. Gene Ontology annotation, biological process: protein homooligomerization; proteasome-mediated ubiquitin-dependent protein catabolic process; protein ubiquitination. Bases 60 to 1004 code for a protein of 314 amino acids.